AUGCUUUCAUUGAAUGAAUUUUGUAUUGCUCUCUUCCUCAUGGAGAGACACAGGGAAGGCCACUCUCUUCCAAAGGCACUUCCAUCUGGCAUUUUGUUUGAGAAGACACCAGUGAAAAUAGUAGUGAUACUCCUUGUGUUGAGGUGGGUUGACAUUUUUUUGUUUGCUAAUGAAGACUUUUCUUAUCCAUCAGGAGCAAAAGAAGAAGGUUUAGUGAAGGAAAGUGACAGCACCCCAACUUGUAUGACAUCUGUUAAGAGGAGGGGAUCAGCAGGUGUGGUGGAAUCCUUAAUACUUUUGAAAUCACAUGACAAUAUGCAUGCUCCAUUUACUCAGAGCUUCUCCGGGCAGUUAGAGAAGGACAUCUUAUCUUCAGAGCUGCAGCUGACACUCUUAACCAGACUAGCAUUGGCAGUGAACAAGCUACCGGGUGAUAUGGAAAUAAUCCAAGAUGUAAAACGGAUUUGUGUUGUAUUCGAAAAUGUGGAGAAGCUGCUAACACUUGGUAGUGACAGUGGGAAUCAAUGGAGUCACCAACAGGGGGAGAUUGAGACUCAUAGGAUUCUUCUAAGUGACAAAAUUCAAUUUUACUGGGAAAAGAAAACAUUGAAAAUUAAAAGAAUUGUGUUUGGUUUGCUUUAUUUGACAGGGAAGAAGGAGUACAAUCGGGGUUGUGAAAUUGAUGGGAAAGAAGAAAAGAAACAAAAGGUGUUGCUGCCCUUGAUGUUAAAAUUGUGUAGAAGCAUUUCUUAUGUUGCAGUUGCUGCUCAUGCAGAUCAGACUAGCAGGAGGAAAUUAGCACUUUUCCAGGUUCCUUUGUUUCUAGGCAUUGGGGAAGAAGAUACAGCCCUGACUAAGGCAACUGAAAGUGGCGAUACUGAUCUUGUUUAUCUUGUUCUCUUUCAUAUAUGGCAGAAGAGACCAACAUUGGAAUUAUUUGGAAUGAUACAAGCUAGACCUAUUACGCGCGAUCUAUUCAUACGGGACUCAAGAUAUCAUAUUUUGGCAUGGCUAGAAGCUUUGGAGGAAACGAGACUCAAGAAAAAGUAA
This is a messenger RNA of Lactuca saligna, 1050 nucleotides long. Lineage: Eukaryota; Viridiplantae; Streptophyta; Magnoliopsida; Asterales; Asteraceae. The record is from the annotation of a GenBank genome assembly.